Molecule: messenger RNA, 3794 nt
Organism: Heterocephalus glaber (naked mole-rat)
Lineage: Eukaryota; Metazoa; Chordata; Mammalia; Rodentia; Bathyergidae
Gene: Trmt61b
Product: tRNA methyltransferase 61B
Biological process (GO): tRNA methylation
Cellular component (GO): mitochondrion; tRNA (m1A) methyltransferase complex
Molecular function (GO): tRNA (adenine(58)-N1)-methyltransferase activity
Source: RefSeq, a predicted model, not a curated record
ACUCGCCUGCGACCCCGCCUGCGCAAGACAUCAUGCUGAUGACUGGGCGCCGCGGUCUGGACUUGCUGGGGCUGCGGCGCCUUUGGAGGCGCCUCGGGAUUGGGACUUACUCAUUUCUGCACCCUUUUGGGCCGCAGUGUUUUGAGGAAGCCAGGUCACUGUGUUACAAGUCCUCGCCUAGAGACACACAAGAUGGAGAGCCAGAGCGCGAGGCGGCACGGAGGGAGACCUCCGAGUCAGCGUCGUCCCCACCUCUCCCUUUCCGCGACCAGAACGUUGGGGUCGGAUGUCUGUCGUCGCUGGAAAGCCUCAGACUGCGGAGGUCGCGGCAGGUGUCAGCCCCUCGGGAUCGCGGGGACUCCAGCGGACAGCGGAGCCAGCCCGAUCCUCUGCGGUGGGAAAGUGGGUUUCCCUCGCCGCCCGACCUGGCCCGGGCAGCAUGCGAGGCCGAAGAGCUUUACGUCUCCCCUUCCUGCUCAACUUCCAGAGAGGGACCCUUUCGAGCUGGAGAGCUGAUUUUAGCUGAGACUAUGAAGAGAGAAACUCACUUUAAAAAGUUAUUUAGGUUGAGCCACGUCGGACACUUAAAUAGUAUGUGGGGAAUAGUCCCGUUCAGCAAGAUUGUGGGAAAGUUCCCCGGCCAGAUACUGACGAGUUCCCUUGGUAAGCGUUUCAUGCUGCGGAGACCAGCAUUGGAAGACUAUGUAUUACUGAUGAAAAGAGGGACUGCCAUAACAUACCCAAAGGACGUGAACAUGGUACUGAUGAUGAUGGAAAUCAGCCCAGGCGAUACUGUUUUAGAAGCUGGCUCUGGCUCUGGUGGAAUGAGCUUAUUUUUAUCCAAAGCAGUUGGAUGCCAAGGACAAGUCAUAAGUUUUGAAAUACGAAAGGACCAUCACGAUCUGGCCAAGAAGAAUUACAAACACUGGCGUGAUUCAUGGAAAUUAAGUCAUGUAGAAGAAUGGCCAGAUAAUGUGAAUUUCAUUCACAAGGAUAUUUCAGGAGCAGCUGAAGACAUACAAUCUCUAACAUUUGAUGCGGUAGCUUUGGAUAUGUUAAAUCCUCAAGUUGCAUUGCCUGCUUUAUACCCACGUCUGAAACAGGGUGGUGUAUGUGUUGUGUAUCUAGCAAACAUCACACAGGCUAUUGAACUUUUAGAUGGAAUUUGCCUCUGUGAGCUUGCUCUCUCGUGUGAAAAGAUAAGCGAGGUCACUGUCAGAGACUGGUUGGUUUGCUGUGCAAAACACAGAAAUGGAAUUAUACCUCAAAAAGUAGAACCUAAAAUCAACACAGAUUUACAGUUACAUUCUGCAAAGAAAACUGAAGAUGAAGGUGAGGUGCUUCAAGAAGAUAAACAUGAAGAAUCACAAUCUGAUUUCCCAUAUGGGUCCUUUCCCUAUAUUGCGAGACCUGUGCACUGGCAAACUGGACAUACAGCUUUCCUUGUCAAGUUAAGGAAGGUCAAACCACAAUUUAACUGAGUAUCUCAGACGACAGCAAUGGAUUUGAAGACAAAAAAGUAUCAAAGGAGAACUUUAUAUUGUUACUCACUACUUUCAUAUAUUGAUAUUUUUUAGCUAUUACUAUGAUUUGUGUAACUUUUACAUAAAAGUUUGAAAAAUAACAAAAGCUAAAGAAAACUGUGUAACAUUGUAAAAUUGCUUAAGUGUCCCAUUUUGACACUUGUCUUGUAUUUUACAUUUCAUAGCUAAUGAUUCCAAGUUGCUUUAAUUGAACCAUCUUAUUCUUCACUUCCUGUAAACCACUCCAUAGAUUUGUCUUUCUUCAUGAAAUUACUUUCCUUUUCUUUGCUUGCUUGAUGGUCAUUGGCUACUGAAAUAAAAUAGGCAUUUUAAGAUAAAUUUUAAAUACAUAUUUGUAUCUGUAUAUCUUAAAUACAUACCUUGUGCAUAUUUUAAAAAUAAUACAUCUGGGCUAUAGUAAAAUUGAUAAAACAGGAUAUAAUCACCUUAAAAUUAUUAUUUUUUUAAUGUAAUUUUUAAAAAAAAUUCUGAUUAUUGAACCCAAGGGCCUCAAGUGUUAUACAUGCUUAAGUACAUGAGCUAUGUACUUCGGGAUUGACAAUUCCUCUCAAAAUCUUUGUACCCAAUUUGAAAGAACAUCAGAGUCAUUAUAUAUAAGUAAAAUGUAGAAAUAUGUUAGACAUGAAUUCAUUAGAAAUAGGGCUUAUUAUCAUUUGUAUCAGUUAUUUUGCAGUUACUAUAUACCACACAUUGUUUAAAGAACUUUAUAAAACCUUUGCUUAGUAGGUGUAGAAACAGCAGGCUCUAGCUGUGACUCAAUCAUGCCUCCCCAUAUGUGGUGAAUUCCAAUACUGCAGAUCCUAGAAAGAUACCACCCACCUGGACACCUCAGUGUGGAAGAAUUUUUUGGACUCAUUUUUCUUUUACUUUGUUUUUGUUUUGUUUUGUUCUUUGUUUUAUUCUUUAAUUAGAUUUCUUUUUUUCACUUUUCUUUCUUCCUCAUUGUCCUUUUCUUUUUUAAAUUUUACUUUGUCUUCCAUUUUUCUUCCCCUCUCCAUUUUUAUUAUUACUAUUAACCUUUAUAAAAUUUUAGCCUUUUAGUUUAUAUUAUUAUUGCUGAUUUCUGUCAUCAGUGGUGGCAUAGUUGUUGCUUUUACUUGGUUUUUACUGUAUGUCAAUAUCUGAUUUGUAGAUCAUAUGAUCCUAUACUUAGAAGACCCUAAAGACCUCACCAAGAGACAUUUAGAGCUGAUGAAUGAAUUCAGUAAAGUGACAGUAUAUAAAAUCAGCAUAGCUUUUUGUACACCAAUAAUAGAGUUGCUGAGAAAGAAACCAGGAAAACAAUUCCAUUCACAAUAGCUUACAACAAAAAAAAGUAAAACCCCUAGGGAUGAAUUUAACCAGAGAAGUUAAAGCCCUCUACAAUGUAAAUUCAUGAUACUGAAGAAAGUAACUGAAGAAGACACCAAAAGAUGCAAAGAUCUUCCAUAUUCAUAAAUUGGUGGAAUCCAUAUUGUAGGCCAUAUUACCAAAAGUGAUCUACAGAUUCAAUGCAGUCCUCAUCAAAAUACCAAUGACAGAACUAGAAAAACAUUCUAAAAUUUAUAUGGAAACUGUCUUAGUUACUUUUUGGUCACUGAGACACAACACCUGACACCCACAAGUUAAAGGAGAGGGUUAGUUCUGGCUCACAGUUGUAGAGGUUUCUGUUCAUAGUUGGCUGGCAGGUAGGUAGGAAGCAGGGCAGAAAGGGAAGGAGGAGGAGGGAUAUACACCAUUCCAGGUCACACCCACAGUGACACAGCAGGCUUCGCCUCCCAACGUCACACCCAGCUAUAAACCCAUCAUGGAUUAAUUCAGUAUAUCACACACCCAUGAUCCAGUCACCUCCCCAGAGCCCACCUAUGAGCACAUGUGACUUGGGGACAUCUGGAUAUAAGCCAUAACAGAUACACAAAAGGCCCAGAAUAGCCAAAGCAAUCUUAAGCAAAAAGCAGAGUUGGAGGGCCAGGGAUUUAGCUCAGUGAUUUCGCUGCCUGCUAUGCAAGCCCAAGGACCCAAGUUUGAUCCCCGGUACCAAAAAAACAAAAACAAAACAAAACAAAACAAAAAACAGAGUUGGAGGCAUCAAAAUACCUGAUUUUAAAUUACACUACAAAACCAUAGUAACAAAAAUAGCAUGGUACUGGCACAAAAAAUAAGAUCAAUGAACAGAAUAGAAGGCAGAAACCCACACAACUACAGCCAUUUGGCUCUGGACAAAAAAGCACCCCCCCCCCCAAAAAAUACACUGGAGAAAAGACAACAUCU